UGUGGUCUCGCCUCCUCCUCAGCUCCUCAGAGGAGUGCGUUGUGUGCUGGCUGGUGCUGAUGCUGCUAAGACGCACGGCCUUUCACAUCAGACAGGCAUGCUUCGUCACAGAGGCCUAAACCGUCAGGUCACUGAAGGGGGACGAGCCACACUAAGCCCAGUGACACCAGCCAGAGAUGUGUCCUGCUUUUCAUGGUACCGGGAAGAAUAGUACGAUACUGUGCCCACAACAAGGCGAGGAUGGCAAAGAGAGAUUACUUGGUGGAGGCAGCCAAGCAGAUCCACAUGGCUCUGGACAGCGAGGUCAACGAGGACUACGAGGCUGCUUUCAGUUAUUAUAAGAAUGGCGUGGACUUACUGCUGAAUGGGGUCCAGUUGGACCCAAACAAGGAGCGCCGGGAGGCUGUGAAGAGGAAAACAACCCAGUAUUUGAAGAGAGCCGAAGAAAUCUUCAUAACAUAUCUGCAGCACAACCUGGGGAAGGGCAGCUCGCAUUUGGGGGGCUACAGCAGUUUGAGAUUUCGUCCAGUCAGACACUUGAGUUCCCCUGUGGAAGAUUUGGAGAUGUGUAAGGUGGUGGGCGUCAGUGAUAAGGUCCUAGUUGUACAAAGUAUGGUGAACAAAGAAACUUUCAUCGUAAAGAGUCUGAUGAAGUCCAGCUGGGAGAGCAGAGAACAGCCAACCAUCAUCCCUCAAGGGGUUCCCUACAUGGUGAAGCUGCUCAGGUAUUACGUCAGUGAGGACGCCGUUUACCUCCAUCUUGAACACGUCAAAGGUGGGAGGCUCUUCUCCAAACUGCACACGCUAAGGAAGGAGAGAGCCAAGGAACACCCAGAAUGCAUCUCGUCUGGUCAGAACAACAUCAAGAUGAAGAGCAGCUACACCUCACCUGCAAUCUGCACCGACUACCAGCGCAACAUCGGCAUGGAAAGCACUCCUCAGAAGCUCAGUGAUGAGACUCCGGAUGUGGACGACCCAAGGAUCUGGGAUUGGACGCAGCAGCGUCUGGAGAGCUGUGGCACACACGCCUACAUCGAGGAGACGGGCUGCCUGCAGAACUCACGCUCCGCAGCAUCAUUUCACACCAAGCUGAAGCAUGUGACUCUGCUUUCUGGACCAGGGAGAACACAGGUUGGCGCGAGCAUCCAUCCGCCAGCUCCUACUUUGUGCUUGCACACAUCUCAAGCUCAGGACAAGCCUGCUCUGCCUCUGUCAUGCGCUCGUGUCAGCCAAGCUCUGAAUGCCAUGUCAGGACUCCAGGACAAUAAAGCUGGAGUUGGACUAUUAGAGUGCAGCUUGGAGUUUGAAGUGGCUUGGAAAGCUGCUGAUCCAGCACUUAGAGGUGAGCAAGCAAACCCCUAUGCAGUCACAGACAGCAGCUUGAAGAGCAAACCCCAUUCAAACCACACUUCAUCUACAAAAGCAGAACCUCCAAACAGUAGAAGUCAUCUGUUGAGCUCGUCUCCCGCCAUUUUGCAUCUCCCUCUCCACUGUCAAACACAAAUCCACGGAAUCACCACCACCUCUCACCAAGCAUCCAUUUUAAGUGCAGCAGACGAGGUGACACACUUGGAGGCAAAGCAGGCCAGCAGCAGUCCCACCUCAGAGGAAAGAAAUGGAGUGGUGGUCCUCAGGAGCACAGACCAAGCAGUGUUCUCAGACCACAGGGAAGCAAGGACCACCUCAGGGAGCUCCUGGCUUUUCUCUGCGAGGAAACCAGACACAGAGAUGAAGCCCAGCGGGGAAACGGGAGCAGUUGAUGUGAGAGAAGGUAUAGAGGAAGCCUGUGAGAUGUUCAGCCCAGGACAGGUGGUCCCACCAUCAGAGGGGUCCUUUUCUAGCUGGUACUCCCCUCGCCCCGUUGGAGCUCAAAAGAGGACAGGGGAAUCAUCAAUGAGGACGGAAGGGCAAGCAGAUGACCAGAUCAUUGAGGUGGAUGGAUGGUGCCACAUACCUCGUAUCCCGGUCAAAUCUUCAGAUAAAUCCGCCCACCGGGCCUGCUGGGGGCUCCCCGAAUCAGAGGUGUGUGUGUGGGGGGCUCAGAUCCUUCUGGCCCUGGAGAGUCUUCAUCAGCAGGGCAUCAUAUGUCGUGACCUCAACCCCAGGAACGUGCUGCUCACCAGCAAUGGCAAGGUGUCUUUGACAUUUUUUGGACAGUGGAGUGAGGUUCAGUCAGAGAUAAACACCAAUACCAUGGAACAAAUGUACUGUGCUCCAGAAAUCGGUGGCGUAUCCAGAGUCACUGAAGCUUGUGAUUGGUGGAGUCUGGGAGCUUUGCUGUUUGAACUUCUCACAGGAAUGCCCCUGUGGCAGCUCCACCCAGCAGGAAUUAACUCCCACACACAGCUGCUCAUCCCAGACCACCUGAGCACUGCAGCUGCAUCCCUGCUGACCGAGUUACUUCAGUUUGAUGCCGGCUAUCGCCUGGGGUCUGGAGGUGGAGGUGUGAGUGAUAUAAAGUGUCACCCGUUCUUCAGUAGUGUCUCCUGGAAAGCUCUGAGCUGCUAGCUCAUCCUGCUUCACCGAGGCCUCCAUGAAGAACAGCAUCCUCACUUUUCCACAUUGAGUGCAGCACCAGAGCUUGUCUUUGGCAUCGUUUGCUUCCCAAAGAAAAUGAUAUCACAGUAACCAAUGAUGGACCAAUCAAGUCCCACCAACAACAUAAACCUAACAAAGAUAGACUUUAACAUAUCAGAAUAUUCCAGACUUUUUGAUAGUUACUUUUGUAUAUCUAUGCUGAUUUGCUAUGCUUGGAUUAUUUCACUAAAUCAAAUCAACUAAGAUGGGACAUUAAUGUAACACUAUGCACAAAUAUGAGUACAGUAGUUUCCAUGCAUACAGUAUGUAAAACUAACAUUUCCAGCAAUUAAACUGCAAUUUGCCAUUGAAUGUUUUUGCAUUGUUUCACUGAUGAAACAGGUAAAGACACAACACCCAUAUCCAGUAAUGUAGAUUUUAUUGUUUAAAAUGUUUUUUCUUAAAUAGCAUAACAUAAAGAGAAUUUUCCCACAUUGUUGUGAAAGAGAUGGCCUCAAUUCUCAUCAAGAGUUCUUAGCUUUGGACAUAUGUUUCUUGGUUUCAAUGCAUCCUUAUUGUUCUCUCACCCAAAAUUAAGAAGUGACACCAUGGAGUUUAAUUUAGAAUUGACAUCCCACAGUAAACUGUACAUUUUGUUUGUAGAAAACUACAUAUGGUGCACAUUUGCUUGAAUAUACUAUUUGAUCUAAAUACCAGAACACGGGAAAGCCUCAGGCAGUACCAAACCCUUUUACCACGGCCAACCUUAUAUUGCACAACCCAAC
Molecule: messenger RNA, 3302 nt
Organism: Dunckerocampus dactyliophorus (ringed pipefish)
Lineage: Eukaryota; Metazoa; Chordata; Actinopteri; Syngnathiformes; Syngnathidae
Gene: rps6kl1
Product: ribosomal protein S6 kinase-like 1
Exons: 12
Coding region: 193-2508 (771 amino acids)
Biological process (GO): protein phosphorylation
Molecular function (GO): protein kinase activity; ATP binding
Source: RefSeq, a predicted model, not a curated record